This is a messenger RNA of Macrobrachium nipponense, 2179 nucleotides long. Its product is annotated as acetylcholinesterase-like. Lineage: Eukaryota; Metazoa; Arthropoda; Malacostraca; Decapoda; Palaemonidae. The record is from RefSeq and is a predicted model, not a curated record. The transcript is spliced from 13 exons. The coding region runs from base 292 to 2046 and encodes 584 amino acids.
GCUGAGUCGUGGAUGUGCUCUCUCUCUCUCACAUCUGCUGGAUGACGAAGCAGAUCAUGUGACGUAAAGGAUUUGCUGUCUCACACAUAAACAGGAGUGGCGCCUUGUAAUUUUAGUAUCCAAAUCCACUAAUUAUGGAAUGCCGACCUUGAAGGCUGUUCCUUGGUCUCCCACGAGAGCUUUUCGCCUCCACUCAUGGCUCGGAUGUCGAGGGUCUAACAACUUCUUCAACAGGAUCCCAGAGGCUCAGACAUACUGAAGAAAGCGCAGGAUCUCCCAGCAGUGGAAAGAAUGUUGAGGAUACUGGCGGGCUUUCUGGCGCUGGCCACUGCCUUGGGGGCUUCACUACCGGACGCCCCAGAGACCUGGGAGGUUCAGCUCGGCGAAGGAGCGGUCCAAGGGACCAGGGAGAGCGUUGGGGAGUCCCGCUUCUUCUACUCCUUCAGGGGGAUACCUUACGGGGCUCCUCCCGUGGGAGAACUCCGAUUCAAGGACCCCGAACCGCCAGUGUCAUGGAGCGGAACGAGGAAGCCUUUCACUCCUCCUCCAUGUCCGCAAGUUGGUAUUGAAGCCUUCUUUCAGAACAAGCUUGAGAUCACUGGAGAAGAAGACUGCCUCUAUCUCCACGUCUACACGCCUCAGCCGGAGGACGAAGCCGAAAUGCCGGUGAUGGUGUUCAUCCAUGGAGGAGGUUUCGUCUUGGGCGAUGCUGAUAACGUGGGAGGAACCCCAAAGCCUCUGAUGAAGAAGGACAUUGUUCUUGUUACCAUCCAGUACCGCCUAGGGACAUUAGGAUUCCUGUCAACUGGUGAUGCUGUACUACCUGGAAAUUUAGGACUCAAAGACCAGACGGCAGCCCUUGAAUGGGUCCAAGAGAACAUCCAGAGAUUCGGGGGUGACCCCAAUCGAGUAACUAUCUUCGGGGAAAGCGCAGGUUCAGCUUCCGUCCAUUAUCAUAUCCUCACUCCUCACUCCAAAGGUUUAUUCCAUCGAGCCAUUAUGCAGUCUGGCACAGCCCUCAAUUCGUGGGCUGUUCGUGACGACCACGCAGAGCGUGCUCUGGCCAUGGCCAAGAGUUUCAAGUGUCCAGGAUCAGAUGAUUCCUCACCAGACAGCGACCAGCUCCUUCAGUGCUUCAUGGAGAAAUCGCCUCAUGAACUGGUCAUGGGAUCAUUAUUAGACACUACACUGUUCUUGCCAUUCUACAUGGUACCUCGCGUUGACGGCGAAUAUUUGCCUGCUCAUCCAGCGGAAAUUGUGAGGGAGGGAAUAUACAACUCCGUGGACAUCAUGGCUGGAGUUUGCCAGAAUGAAGGUGCCAGCUUUCUCUUGAUGUCUUUUGGGAACGAGACCAUAGCAGCGAACUUCCUCGACAACUUCGAGACGACAGGACCCAACUUGCUCUUCCUGGAUAAUCAGGACAACAAGCUGUAUCUCACUCGCCGAGCCUUCUUCCAUUACGUGGGCGCCAUCGAACUCUCGCGCAAAAAUGAGGAUAAAUUAGAGAGGCUUGUGUCAGACUUUUUGUUGAAUGCGGCACACGACGAAACGACUAUGCAACAUGCACGUGACGUUGCAUUUGGCCGGAAGACCUACAGGUACGAGCUACAGCAACCGGGCGUCAGUCUCCUACCAGGAUUUCUACAAAUUUUCACUGGACAACUUGGAUUGCUGAAAAAUAAGACAGUCCUUAAAUUUUGGGUGAUUUAUCUCUCAUUCUCCUCUUCAGGGGUGUCACAUGCAGAUGACCUGAUUUACCUGUUCGAUUCCCUAUAUGGCGUUGGUGCUCUUAACCGCACAGAAGACCUCUUCUUACGAGAUAUUAUGGUGGAUCUUUGGACCAACUUUGCUAAAACUGGGAAUCCAACGCCAAACAUGGACCUGGGUUUCAAAUGGGAAGCCAUGAAAUCAACAGAAGAUUUGCGCUUCUUAUCACUGACUCCAUCUCCUACCAUGAAGGAAGACAAUCGGGCUGAGAGACGCAAGUUUUGGAGGGAUUUGCCCCUGAAGCAGAACAAACAUCUAUUUCCAGAGAAGUUCCUCUGAACUGUUAAGCUACAGAUGAUAUAGUGUUUGGUGUAGAAUUCCCCAAGGAAGAGUUGUGGGAAUACCUCAAAUUGCAUAAGUGUCACUACCUUAAAUUUCGUCUUUGAUUAUCUGAAAUAAAAUUAUAUUUGUU